Messenger RNA from Meriones unguiculatus (Mongolian gerbil), 3473 nucleotides. It is a transcript of the gene Pcgf2, whose product is annotated as polycomb group ring finger 2. Gene Ontology annotation, cellular component: PRC1 complex. The transcript has 10 exons. The coding region runs from base 2242 to 3270 and encodes 342 amino acids. Gene Ontology annotation, molecular function: promoter-specific chromatin binding. Gene Ontology annotation, biological process: negative regulation of transcription by RNA polymerase II. The record is from RefSeq and is a predicted model, not a curated record. NCBI's taxonomy places the organism in Eukaryota, Metazoa, Chordata, Mammalia, Rodentia, Muridae.
AAAUUGCUCUGGUUGGCUUGAGCGAGGAUGAGGGUAUGUAUGUAUGUGUGAAUUUAAAUGCUUAAGUACGUACAGGUGUUAUCUCGAGUUUUCCCUGCGUCUUUGUCUCUCGUAGCCCCCAACCUUGCUCCCGCCAUCCCCCAUGCUGCCUCAGUCUCUCUUGGUCUCCCUGUCACCGAGGGAGGGGCUUUUUUUUAGCCAGCUCUCACAGUCCUGGGCCUCCGGCUCUGGACAGUUGUGCUGUUCCCGAAACUCCUGACGUCCUCCCCCCCCCCCACACACACGCAAACAUCUCUGCUUCAAGGUGUUAUUACUGUAAUCGGAGAAGCAUAAAGCCAGCUCUGUUUCAGGGCUUUGGUGGAGAGGUUUUCCCAGGGGUUCCCCUGGUUUGAGGUUGGGGCUUGCACACUUAGAACUGUGUUUGGAAUGAGACAGGAAACGGGCAGACUCCAGAAUCCAGUCUGGCUGUCUCCUGAUCCUGUUCAAUAGUUGGAAGUGUUGGGAGGUGAGGGGGGGCAGGGAAAGUGACUCCCUGAGUGAUCUCGGUUGAUGGAGCUGUUGUCACGGCAAUGGAGAGAGCCUGAAGUGGAAGAGGUUACACAUUAUAUAGGUCAGAUGCCAACUGUAGCCCUCCACCCUCUGGCCCCAGAGUGGAGUCGGGGCCUGAACUGCCUUUGUUGCUGGAAGACUUAAAUUAUCAUUUACCCUGAGAGGACCAUGGGUUCAUAGGAGGUUAAUGUUGGGGGCUCUGGUUUCAGGCAGCGAUGGGUUGGGGCCGGUGGGAAUGGUUUCUACAUCUGUGGAGUGGAAGCCUGGCUCCAGGCUAGCUGUGUAUGAGGCGGUGUGUGUGUCUGGCCAAGUGUCUGUCUGGCUUGUGUGUGACCGCGCUUAUCUGGCCCUGGGUGCCUUGAGUGUAAGAGAUGGAGGGGGCGUGUCUGGCUCGGGCUAUGUGUUUCUUGCCCCGUUGCCCUGUGUUCAUUCUUUGUUUGUGGUUAUUAUUUUUUUAUUUUGUCUUCGGGAACUGAGUGGUGGGUGGGGGAGACUUCCAGCCUUUUUCCAUACUGAGGGCUGUCAAAGGUUAGGAAAGGACGAGAGAUUCAGGGUCCCCUAGGGCAGAACCCUCUGGCCUGUAACACAUGAGGUUUGCCUAGUUGGGUCAGAAAGUCCUGUCUGUCUACACACUGCGCUCUGGCUCUCUUUCGAGGUGCCUCAGUUUCCCCAUCUAUCCUGUGGAGGAGCUAUAAAGCAUCAAUUAGCUUCUGCCUCCCUUUCAGCAGGCCCCACAGUACGGGCUUCCUGCCCUUCUAAGCCACUGCGGUCCACCCUUCCACCCACAGCUCAGCUCUUCAGCUGAGUAAGGAGAGCCACCUGGGUGUCAGCGUGUCACUUUAACAUUAGAACAGGAGGCAGGCAGGCACUUGUCAGAGCUUCGCCCGCUUCGCCGAGUGACCUUGGACAAGUCACAUCCGAGGGUUUUUCGUCUGUAAAAUGAGAAGGCUGCCCAGCACACUUUCAAAGAUCACGUCCACCUCGGCCAGGAUGUGACCUUGAAUGACCUCUCUCAAGGCCUGGGGCUUGAUUUGAUUUGGUGCACAGGCAAGGCAGAGAGGGCUGUAGCUGGUGCCCCUGGUAGUGGCCGGGCCCUCUGCGGUGUCCGAGACCCAACACCUACAGGAGAAGAGGAAGUCUGGCUCACGGGAGAGGUGUGAGAUGUCUGUGAGCUGUGGGAUGGGAGUGUGGGGAGAGACAGAUGAGCUCAAAUGGCAAGGGACUGGGUGCUAGGUAUUGACCAAGCCCCUUUCCUGCCUGGGGCCCCUGGGAGCCAGGAGCUAGAGCCAGAGAAAACAGAAACCAGGACUUCAGUGAAGACUUGGGACGAGGGGAUGUAGCUGACCCCACUGAGGUCAGUUCCAGAUGGCCUCGGCCCCCCCUUUCUGCCUCUUAGGACCUGUGUCUUUCACUUUUUCUUCCACAGGUCUUUCUUUGUCUCUUCCAGCUGUCCCCUCCUUAGUGAAGUGCUCCAUCCUUCCUUUUCCUUCUCUCCCCCCCAUUCUCCCCUCUCCCCAGCACCACAGCCCCCAGCAUCAGGGAGGAAGGAACACAGGUCCUGAUCCCGGGCAGGGAGAUGGGGAGGGGAUGCUCAGGGGACUGGGAGCUCCUGUUUACUGCUACUCUUGGCACCUGCUGACAAGGCCCUGCAGGCUGACGCUCCCCACGUCUCCUCAGGCCUGACCCGGCAUCAUGCAUCGGACCACCCGGAUUAAAAUCACGGAGCUCAACCCUCACCUCAUGUGUGCCCUCUGUGGGGGCUAUUUCAUCGACGCCACCACCAUUGUGGAGUGCUUACAUUCCUUCUGCAAAACCUGCAUCGUGCGCUACUUGGAGACCAACAAAUACUGUCCCAUGUGUGAUGUCCAGGUCCAUAAAACGCGACCACUGCUGAGCAUCAGAUCAGACAAAACCCUCCAGGACAUUGUCUACAAGCUGGUGCCUGGGCUUUUUAAAGAUGAGAUGAAGCGGCGACGGGACUUCUACGCGGCCUACCCCCUGACGGAGGUCCCCAACGGCUCCAACGAGGACCGCGGCGAGGUCCUAGAGCAGGAGAAGGGGGUUCUGGGCGAUGAUGAGAUUGUCAGUCUUUCCAUCGAGUUCUACGAAGGAGUCAGGGACCAAGAGGAGAAGAAGAGCCUCGUGGAAAAUGGGGAUGGGGAUAAGGAGAAGACGGGGGUUCGGUUCCUUCGAUGCCCGGCAGCCAUGACCGUUAUGCACCUCGCCAAGUUCCUCCGAAACAAGAUGGAUGUGCCCAGCAAGUACAAGGUGGAGAUUCUCUAUGAAGACGAACCCCUGAAGGAAUACUACACCCUCAUGGACAUCGCCUACAUCUACCCCUGGCGGAGGAAUGGGCCUCUCCCCCUCAAGUACCGUGUCCAGCCAGCCUGCAAGCGGCUCACUCUGCCCACAGUGCCCACCCCCUCCGAGGGCACCAACACCAGCGGGGCAUCAGAGUGUGAGUCAGUCAGCGACAAGGCUCCCAGCCCUGCCACCCUUCCGGCCACCUCCUCCUCCUUGCCCAGCCCUGCGACCCCAUCCCAUGGCUCCCCCAGCUCCCACGGCCCCCCAGCCACCCACCCUACCUCCCCCACUCCACCUUCGACUGCCAGUGGGACCACCACAGCCACCAAUGGGGGCACUUCGAACUGCCUGCAAACGCCAUCCUCCACCAGCAGGGGGCGCAAGAUGACUGUUAACGGAGCCCCUUGCCCCCCUUAACUUGAGGAAAGGGACCCUCUCCUUCAGCAGCCACCUUUCCCCUCCUUUUUACUUUUUCUGGGCCCCCUUUUUCCACCUUUGACUUUCCCUGGCUCCUCCCAUCUUCAGAGUGGGAGGUGGGUUUUAUAAAUAAAUCUAUCUAUCUAUAUAAAUAUAUAUAUGUACAUAGGAAAAACCAAAUAUACAUACUUAUUUUCUAUGGA